Messenger RNA from Astyanax mexicanus (Mexican tetra), 4208 nucleotides. Its product is annotated as zinc finger protein 660. The record is from RefSeq and is a predicted model, not a curated record. Gene Ontology annotation, molecular function: DNA-binding transcription factor activity, RNA polymerase II-specific; RNA polymerase II cis-regulatory region sequence-specific DNA binding. Bases 2233 to 3960 code for a protein of 575 amino acids. Gene Ontology annotation, biological process: regulation of transcription by RNA polymerase II. NCBI's taxonomy places the organism in Eukaryota, Metazoa, Chordata, Actinopteri, Characiformes, Acestrorhamphidae. Gene Ontology annotation, cellular component: nucleus. The transcript is spliced from 5 exons.
AUUUUGUUGCUCUGGUGUUUUGCUGAGAUAAUCUAGCUAGAUUCAUAUUCAUAACGUUACUUUGUAGAGAUGUAUGUAUGUUAUUUUUUGUUUUCCAGUUCAUGAGGAUGAUUUUCUUGGCAAUGACUAGUGAUAUCAAAGUUAUACUUUUGUUUUCUGGUGUUGUAUUCAGUGGUUGAUGUGUCUCCUAGCAGGCAGGGUGAUGGUGUCGGGUGGAUUUGGGUUCAACCAAGCUGAACUGCACAAAAUUUUGCACCAGGAGUAAAGGCAAAAAGUUAUCGAAAAGCAGUGUGUAAGACUGGUGGAGGAGAACAUGAUGCCAAGAUGCAUGAAAACUGUGAUUAAAACCAGGGUCAUUACACCAAAUAUUGAUUUCUGAACUCUUAAAACUUUAUGAAUAUGAACUUGUUUUCUUUGCAUUAUUUGAGGUCUGAAAGCUCUGCAUCUUUUUUUGUUAUUUCAGCCAUUUCUCAUUUUCUGCAAAUAAAUGCUUUAUUAAUACAAAAUGUUUAUUUGAAAUUGGGGAGAAAUGUUCGUAGUUUAUAGGAUAAAACAACAAUGUGUUUAUUCAUACUCAAACAUAUACCUAUAAAUAGCAAAAUCCCUCAGCUCACUAAACAUACCCUGGAAUCGCAUUCAUCCGCUCUGAAAGGAGACCACAUCACACCCGCCCAGUUUAAAAUGAUUCUUCCGCAUGCUCUGUGUAAUUAAAUCCCCCAAAUCCCCAAACUUACGGACAUUAGCUUUAAAAGCUUUAAAAUUGUUUAUUCAGUAUUAAAAAACUUUAGUAUUGUGUUUUGUUGGGAAAAGUAGUCAAAUGUUUUGUGUACAAUGUAUUAAAAAUAUAUAUCUGAUUUUGCUCAAUUGCUCCAUAAAAACCCAUUAAUUUUGGUCUCGCUGAAACUCAGAGAGUCUGGCUGUACUCCCCUUUCUAUUAUUAUACAUAAAUGUUGUAUACAACUUCUGACGUCUAAGUAGAGACACGCAUAGCUUAGAGAAAGUAUGUUUAAUCAGCGUUCAUUUAUCCAUGUCUAAUGUAUUCAUUGGAACGUCAGCGUUGAUUUAUUUGUAUGAUUAUUAUUUUUAUUUUACAUAGAUUUUAAUUAUAGUUUAUAUUUUUUGUUUGUAUUAAACUUACGUUACUUGCAUUAAAUAUUUAUAUCUUGUUUGUAUUGCAUUAUAAUAUAAUAGCUUGUACUGUGGUCUUUCAUUGUAAAAAGGGACAUUUAUUAUUUAUUUUAAAUAAAUAUUUUAUUACACCCUUCUGUCAAACAAUAUACAACAAAAUACAAACUGUGACACAGGGCAGAUCUACAGAUACAGUUUAUUAUUAUAAUUAUUGUCCAUCUAUUUGUGCACUCAGGUUUGACAAGGAAUAAAACAAUAAAGAAAAAUACAAAUUUAAUACUAGUAAUAUUUCGGCUUGUUUAACCCGUUUUGUUUACAGAACAAUUCAGCAUGUGUUCCUGUAUAGCUUUAAUAUAGUGUUUAAUAUUAAAUGUAAAAAUGUAAUUGUACAAUUUUGAGAUUAAGAAUGUAGAGGCAUCUCCAAACUUUUGACUGGUACUGUUCUAAUAUGUAAUGUGCAAAGAUGCGGGGUGUUCUUUUAAACUUGUUUUAUAAAACUGAAUUCUUAUUCUUUCUUUAAUAAAUAUUUGGUUCUGAACUUAUUCUGCAGUGAUUUAAGACAAUUGCAUAUUGCCACUGUCCAAUACUUGAAAAACAAGUAUGUUAAUGUUUGCGUUAUAUUACAUAUAUCAAAUAUACAGGGGUUGGACAAUGAAACUAAAAUACUUUUAUGUUUUUUGGAUACAAUCCGGGUUAGCACCCGAACAUUCCUUUCAGACAGCUUCCUCUUACAGCGUCCACAGUUAAUCCUGUUGGAUGUGGUUGGUCCUUCUUGGCGGUAUGCUGACGUUACCCUGGAUACCGUGGCUCUUGAUGCAUCACAAAGACUUGCUGUCUUGGUCACAGAUGCUCCAUCAAGACGUGCACCAACAAUUUGUCCUCUUUUGAACUCUGAUUUUCUAAAGACAGACGCGUGGCAGAAACGACGUACACCACACCCAGAACCUACUGGACCUCGUCGGAUGAGUCCACUUGUUCAGCAUCAGAGACAACGGACAAACAACAGACGAACGGAGGAAAGCAUCGUCUCAAGAGGGAGAAGGAAGCUGUGGUUUAUCUGAGAGCGUUUACGUGAGUCUGAAUAAGGAGGUUCUGGUGACGCUGAUGUUUCGCUGUUUUGAGUGCUCCAGUGAGUGCCGGGUUCGAGGAAAAGGCAAUGGGGGGAAUCUCUUAUUGAGACAGGAGUGUCUGAUCUGCUGUAACUACAGACUGUGGACCUCACAGUCAGAUCAAAGCAUGAAGGAAGAGGUUUCCAAUUCACCUGUAACAGGUGUUGCCUGUGAUGAACACAGAGGCCUGAGCACAGAGAGGAUAAGUCAGAAUGAAAAUUCUGUAAGGCAGGAGGACAGAGUGGACUUAAAUGCCGUUCAGGAAGAAACGCAGGUUACGGGUGGCACUAUCACUAGCUUUUUAGUGAAGGAAGAAAAGGAAGAUGACGUUGAGAGGGAGGUGGAGAGUCUCCUGAUGGAGACGUUCGUGGAUCAAGGUCCGCUUUGCCCAGUCCUCAGUAAUGGCCACAGUAAUGUUACAUCAGAAACACAGGACAGAGUCGAACAUCCGCACGCAUCACUGACUGUUCAGGUUAAAGUGAUUCCUGAUAACCAUGAGGAGGAGGAAGAGGAGCAGCAGGACGAUUCAGAAGAAGACUCAAAAACGGACAGCUCAGAGGAAGAACCUUGUGAAAAGGACCUUGACCUGUUUUGUCAUAAGCUCAUUCAGAGCACAGUUAAACCGAUAUAUUGGUGUCUAGACUGUGGGGCGACUGUACGAAUGCCCUGCCAAAUUCAGCGGCACAAAAAGAUCUUUGGCUGCCCGGCCUGUGGUGACGGGGACACUGUUGAAGGCUGCAGUUCUGACGACUUCUCUGUCCAUUUCAGUGAUAAAGAGAGUUUUCAUAAGCAUGCUAUAGAAAUGCACUGUGCUAAAGAAGUGCUGAAUGAACGCACAGUUUGCCCAGACUGUAAAAAAACCUUCAGGGUUCAAUCUGACCCCAGCAAACCGGGCCACGUGUGCAAAUACAAGAUCAAACCGUUCUCCUGCCAUUUAUGUCCCAAGCGAUUCGCCACAGAGGUCGGACAGAAGGUGCAUUACCGCAGGCUGCACAAAGACUACACCCACCUCUGCAAGUUCUGCAUGGCGGUAUUCGAUUCGAGAGCGUCCAAACUCGACCACGAACAGGAGCACAGCGAAGACGAGCUGCCCUUCCUCUGCCCAGACUGUCCUGAACAGUUUAAAGACUACAUCACACGUAACGAACACCUGAAAAGCCACAGAGGUCAGAAGACUUACCCCUGCCACAAAUGUGAUCGAAUACUUACCUCUCUAAACCAUUACGAGAGGCACAUGCUCACCCACUCAGGAGAGAAGCCUCACAGAUGCGAAGUGUGUGAUCGUUCCUUCAACCAGGCCGGAAACCUGAAGUCUCACAUGCGUCUCCACACAGGAGAGAGACCCUUCAUGUGUGAGCAGUGUGGAGAGUGCUUCAACCACAACGUCAGCCUGAAGAACCACCUCGUGAGGCGGCACCACGACAAAUCCGCUUCUGUCUCGGGAGACGAGAAUAAACCCAAAGGUAGACCCGUGAGGAAUGCAGUCAGAAAAGCUCAGCGUAAAAAACGAGUGAGAAGGAGCUCCUCCAGUUCCUCUUCUCCAGCUGCUGAUGAUGAUGAUAAUGAUGAGGAUAUGGACCUGGAAUUUGAAUUGGAGAAGGAACUACAGCAGGAUUUAGACUGUUCGGAGGAGAGCCAGGAGCCGGACUCUGAUGGAGAGAAGCAGAAAAGACCUCCUCUAAGGAGGACAGCUAGGAGAAGGAAACCAAAGCAGACAAAAUGAGUCAUCAUUAAAUCACUGGUUAUUUAGGGUGUUUUCUAGGGCUGCAACUAUUGAUUAUUUGGGCAAUCGAUUAGUCGAUUAGUCAACGAUUAUUUCUGCCAAACCCUCAAUAUGUGCUUGCUGUGGGUAUGGCUCCUGUUUCUAGAUUUCCAUAUCAGUUCAAAAUGAUAGAAACAUCUAAACAUGAGAUUUAAACGCCACAGAAAUGUCCAGAAUAGGGGUGUACUAUACCGUAUCGUUCACGAUAA